Messenger RNA from Melampsora larici-populina 98AG31, 1485 nucleotides. RefSeq lists its product as uncharacterized. NCBI's taxonomy places the organism in Eukaryota, Fungi, Basidiomycota, Pucciniomycetes, Pucciniales, Melampsoraceae. Bases 1 to 1485 code for a protein of 494 amino acids. The transcript is spliced from 4 exons. The record is from RefSeq and is a predicted model, not a curated record.
AUGUCUUACCUUUUGCUCGGCCUUAACUUGCCUGCACGAUUUGGACUUGAUCCUUGGUUUGUCAUGAAGAGAGCUGUAGCACUUCACAACGCCACAGUCGCAUGUGCAUCAUCGGACAAUUCACAGCAGAAUGCCUAUGAAUUGCUCCUCAUCAGUCUUUGUAAAAGUCCAAAACUGAUCGCAUGGAAUUCGACUUCAACCCAUCAGUCUGAAGUCUCAGAAGAAAAGUCAAUCAAAUCUUCCCCUUGUGUUGCGCUACCUUCCCAAAGAAAGCGUCCUGUUCGUCGACAAAGACUUGCAAAAAUCUUGAUCUCGGAUGAAGAUUGCACUUCGGAUUUGGCUUUUGUCACCAAAGUUGAUCCUACUUCGACUUCACUCAACCGAACAACUUCUUUCAUCCCGCUCACUGAGGAGCAAUCUGAAAACUUUCACAUUUUCAAUGAGUUACUCGCCGAACACAGUGUUUCAACAACCUCAGCCCCUACACUUCCUACCUCCAAGUCUCCCUCACUCGUUCCAAACUCAUCCCAAGGAACAAAAAGAUCACAUUCAAAAUCACAACUUUUUGCCACUCCUGAACCAGUCUCAAAGAAAUCAAAACCAACACUUCAUUGGACUGAGAUCUUAGAUGAUCUAAUGACGGCGUCUGAUUGGGAAGAAGCAGAAGAAGAGCUAAAGAAAGAAAUCAAACCAUUAAUUAAUACAACUUUAUUUGAUCAAACCCUUUCUUUCAUCCCGCUCACUGAAGACGAAUCUGAAUUUUUUUUUAUCUACAAUGAGUUACUUGCUGAACAUCAAGUAUCUACAAUCUCGACCCCUUCAAUUUCGACUUCCGAACUUGCCUCAAUCACUCAUAACUCACCAGUUUUCACCCCUCGGUCAUUGAUUUCAAGGAAACCGAACCCAACACUCCACUGGACUGAAAUCUUAGACAAUUUAAUGACCGCUUCUGAUUGGGAGGAAGCGGAGGAAGAUACACUGGCUACUACCUCAUCCUCUUCAUCUUUCAACACGACAACUUCUUCGAAUUCGAAACCUUCAAAAUCUAGCUCAAAGAAUCUCAAAGAUACUGAAGGACAACUUCAUUGGUCUGAAAUCUUGGAUAAUUUGAUGACAGAUGAAGAUCGACAAGAAGCCGAUGAAUCUUUCACCAUCACUCUUCCUUUCUCUCAAGAAAGACGUUUAGAGUCUUUUACAAUUGAUGAGACUUAUUCUCUCCCAUCUACACCCUCUUCGAAUAUCCAUUCAUCUUAUUCGAGCGCUCAGAAUACUCAUUCUCUACCAACACCUGUAGAAGAACUCAAAGAUCCGUUCAGUUUAAUUAAUAACAAUCAUCAAAACUCUUUCUAUCAUUCAGAUAUCAGUUUUGAGAUUGUGAAAUCUUGUUUAGAAGAAAAUGAUGAUUUUACAACCGAUCUUACUAGUUUGAAUCUCGAAAAAUCUAUUUUAAAUCUUGAUUUCGAUUUUGAAAAUUCUUUCUGUUGA